CAGAGAGCAAAAAAGGGCAAAGGGGCAGCACUGAGUGUGUGGUCUCUCAAAGUCUCUGUGAAAUAAACCUGCUGGGACUUUAGGAGUGAGAAAGUGUUUUUGAGAAGAGAGAGAGAGAUAAAGAUAGUGUCUUUGUGUAACUAGUGAUAUAAAAGAGAGAUGCAGCAGCACCUGAUGCAGAUGCAGCCCAUGAUGGCAGGCUACUAUCCCAAUAGUGUCACUACUGAUCACAUUCAACAGUAUUUGGACGAGAACAAGUCAUUGAUUUUGAAGAUUGUUGAGAGCCAGAAUUCAGGGAAAUUGAGUGAAUGUGCAGAGAACCAAGCAAGGCUACAGCGAAAUCUGAUGUACCUUGCUGCCAUUGCUGACUCCCAACCCCAACCUCCCACUAUGCAUCCUCAGUACCCUUCCGGUGGCAUGAUGCAGCCAGGAGCAAGUUAUAUGCAGCAACAAGCAGCUCAACAGAUGUCACCCCAGUCUCUCAUGGCUGCACGCAAUUCUAUGAUGUACAACCAGCAGCCAUUUUCAGCUAUGCAACAGCAAGCCCUGCAUAGCCAACUUGCCAUGAGCUCUGGAGGAAGCGGGGGACUUCACAUGCUCCAGAAUGAGGCAAACAACGCAGGAGGCAGCGGGCAACUUGGGACUGGAGGAUUUGCUGAUUUUGGACGCGCAGAAGGCAUGCAUAGGAGGAUGGGAAGUGGGAGUAAGCAAGAUCUUUCUGAUGGGCGGGGAGGGAGCUCUGGAGGCCAUGGCGGAGAUGGGGGUGAGACUCUUUACUUGAAGUCCGCUGAUGAUUAAGUGGUAAGGAUCAUGGACAUUAUGGUCUGCUAGCGUAUGAACUUAGGGAAGUAGCUGAGGAAGAUGAGCUUAGGUGCAGAAUAGAUGACAUUUUCUGCUUAAGGGACUGUGUUUAUGUUAUGUGUAAACAAUGGUGAGUGUUUAUCCUCAAACCCCAUGCAACUGUGUGCUUUUUAAGUGAGACAAUGCAGUUAUGGUAGAGUAUAACUUGUAGAUUUGUUGGUUUGGUUCUUGAUCUGCUUUUACUUUCUGAGAAAAAUAAGUCUGCGCUAUAUAUAA
This is a messenger RNA of Argentina anserina (silverweed cinquefoil), 1077 nucleotides long. RefSeq names its product GRF1-interacting factor 1. Bases 160 to 798 code for a protein of 212 amino acids. The transcript has 4 exons. Lineage: Eukaryota; Viridiplantae; Streptophyta; Magnoliopsida; Rosales; Rosaceae. The record is from RefSeq and is a predicted model, not a curated record.